CGGGGCGGGGCAGUGCCCACGUUAAAGCCCAGGAGGAAAAUGGAAAGUUUUAGGAGACAGGAUGGGAUCUGGGGCGGAGCUACUGGGAGAGGGGCUCAGGGCAGGGCCAAGGUUGGCGCUAGAAGGGAUUAGAGCUCCGCCGAAGGACGAGCCGUGAUUGGAGUAGGGGCAUGGCUUGGGCGGACCGGACCCAGAUGGGAAGGGCGUGGUCAGAACGGAGGCGGGGCAAAGGCUGGGUCAGAACAGCCCGGGUGGGAAGGGGCGGGCUCAGAGCGUCGGGGCGGAGACGGAGGCGGAGGUGAGGGCAGAGCGUCUGUGGCCGGGGGAGGAGCCGGAUCCCAGGCCGGAGGCGGAGCUGUAGUCACGAUUGAGUCCAGACUUAGGAGCCCCUCUGUGGCUAAAACACCGAGCAGCAGAAAGAGCGUCAUGGAGGGAAGCAGCGGAGGCAGGUUUUACUCCAGGAACCCCACCAUCUUGGUGAUCGGCGGCGGCAUCGCGGGGCUCGGGGCAGCACAGCGGCUUUGUCGGCACCAAGGCUUCCGGACGCAGCUUCUAGAGGCCACUGACCGCUGCGGGGGCCGCAUCCGCUCCGAGUCAGCCUUCGGUGGUGUGGUUGAAAUUGGGGCACACUGGAUUCAUGGGCCCUCCAAAAACAACCCGAUCUUCCAGUUGGCUUUAGAGUAUGGCCUGUUGGGUGAAAAAGAGAUGUCGGAGGAAAAUCAGCUUAUUGAAGUCGGUGGCCACCCAGGGCUGCCCUCUGUGUCCUUCUCCAGCUCUGGCAAAGAUGUGGAUCUCAAGUUGGUAGAAGAUGUAGCUAAUCUGUUUUAUACCUUGUUAGACCAAACACGGGAGUUCCUCCAUAUGGCAGAGACCCCUGUUGCCAGCGUGGGGGAAUUCCUGAAGGAAGCAAUCCAUAGGCAUUUGUCUGAGUGGACUGAUAAUGAAGAAACCAAGAAGCUUAAACUGUCCAUCCUGAACACUUUCUUCAACCUAGAGUGCUGCGUGAGUGGGUGCCACAGUAUGGAUUUGGUUGCCCUAGGACCUUUUGGGGAAUACGCCAUGUUGCCUGGGCUAGAUUGUACCUUUACUGAGGGGUACGAAGGCCUUACAAACUGCAUGAUGACUUCUUUGCCAAAAAAUGUUAUACUGUUUAACAAACCAGUGAAGACCAUUCUCUGGAAUGGCUCCUUCAGAGAUGAACAUUCUCCAAAAGAGAGAUUUCCAGUACAAGUGGAAUGUGAAGAUGGAGAGAAAUUCCCAGCACAUCAUGUUAUAGUCACUGUCCCUUUAGGUUUUCUCAAAGAGAAAAUGACUACCUUAUUCAGUCCACAACUUCCCCAUAGGAAAGCAGAUGUGAUCAGGAAAAUGGGCUUCGGAACCAAUAAUAAAAUAUUCCUGGAGUUUGAAGCACCUUUCUGGGAACCGGACUGCCAGCAAAUCCAGGUGGUGUGGGAGGACACAUCGCCCCUCAUUGAUGUCAGGGCUGAGCUACAGGACAUAUGGUUCCAAAAGCUUGUUGGCUUUAUAGUCCUGCCCCCCAUGGAGUCUGCAUAUGUUCUCUGUGGAUUCAUUGCUGGACAUGAAUCAGAAUUUAUGGAAACUCUUUCUGAUGAGGAAGUGCGUUCUUCUUUAACCCAAGUCUUAAGGAGAAUAACAGGAAAUCCACAGCUCUCCGGGCCUAGGAGUAUCCUCCGGUCCAAGUGGCACAGUGCCCCCUACACCAGAGGAUCUUACAGCUACGUCGCAGUUGGCAGCUCUGGAGAUGACAUUGAUAUACUUGCCCAGCCUCUUCCUACAGACUCCUUAAGCUCCCAGUUUCAGAUACUUUUCGCUGGGGAAGCCACCCAUCGGACAUUCUACUCUACCACCCAUGGUGCUCUGCUGUCCGGGUGGAGGGAAGCAGAUCGCCUCAUCAGCCUGUACGACUCAGAGACCCAGCAGCAGAAAUUCAAGCUCUGAGUCCUUCCUCCUCGCUGCAGCUUUGCUUUUCACACGCUGUUCCUCUUCGAUGGCUUAAUGAUUGUUUAGUUAUUAGCCACUGUUUCCUCCAGCAAAUAAUUUUCAGUCCAGCUCAGGCUGUCUUUGGGAAGGUUGAGAGUAAUUUUUCAAUUCUUUUUAAGCCGUUCAUUGGUAACUUUUAUUUCCUGAAGCCAUUGCUAUGCUAUGCUUAGACUCCCUGAAAAAUCACCAGCAGCGCCCUGCCUGAAUAGCAAGAAUAAGUGUUCCUGGUGAUUCCGAAUACAGUGUAUGAUGACUAGUAUUGCACCAAAAUAAAGUAUUUUAAAAACACA
Messenger RNA from Monodelphis domestica (gray short-tailed opossum), 2291 nucleotides. It is a transcript of the gene PAOX, whose product is annotated as polyamine oxidase. NCBI's taxonomy places the organism in Eukaryota, Metazoa, Chordata, Mammalia, Didelphimorphia, Didelphidae. Gene Ontology annotation, molecular function: polyamine oxidase activity. The record is from RefSeq and is a predicted model, not a curated record. Gene Ontology annotation, biological process: spermidine catabolic process.